AUGCUAUCCAUAUGCCCGGGGCAGCGUUUCCUCGUGCGUAGGUGUGUUUUUAUGGGAAGUGGAGGACAGAGAGACACUCGCGUUAAUAUCUCACUGACCGUGUGACAGUCUGGGAGGGAGACAGCAGGAAUGGAGCCGCUGUAACUGAGCAGCAACAGACUGAAACGCUGGACGAUGUCGUCUGAUAAGGGCUGCUGCGUUUCCUUCACACAGUGCUUCUUCGACUACUCCACAGCAAAGAGUCUGGUGAUACGGAGUAAAGCAGUGGGGGCUCUGAACCGGCUCUGUCAGGCUCUGGUCUUAGCUUAUAUCAUUGGGUAUGUUUGCGUUCUGAAGAAAGGCUACCAGGACACGGACUCGGUCAUCAGUUCGGUCACCACCAAGGUUAAGGGCAUCGCCCUGACCAACACUUCUGACCUGGGCUUGCGGAUUUGGGAUGUGGCCGACUACGUCAUCCCCCCUCAGGAGGAGAACUCAUUCUUUGUGCUCACAAACCUCAACAUCACACCAAACCAAAAGCAGUCACGCUGUGCUGAGAAUCCUGGACCUGAAUCCUCAUGUUCUUCGGACCACGACUGCAAGAAGGGCUUCCACGACAGCCGCCUCAGUGGCGUGCGGACGGGCAGAUGUGUGAAUUUUUCAGAGACGAAUAAGACGUGUGAGGUGUUGGCCUGGUGUCCUCUAGAGAAAAGCGGCGAUCCUCCUGAUCCUCCGAUGCUGGCAGAAGCAGAAAACUUCACAGUUCUGAUAAAGAACAGCAUCCGAUACCCCAAAUUCAACUUCAACAAACGGAACAUCCUGCCCCACAUAAACAGAACCUACCUGUCCCAGUGCGUGUUUAACAAUGAGACGGAUCCAGACUGUCCGAUUUUCAGGCUCAGGGACAUUGUGGCUGCGGCUGGAGAGGACUUCCUGACUAUGGCAGUCCAUGGGGGAGUGAUGGGGGUGCAGAUCCGCUGGGACUGCAACCUGGACAUGCCUGAGAGCUGGUGUGUCCCACACUACACCUUCCGCAGACUUGACAACAAGGAUCCAGAAAACAACGUCGCUCCAGGAUACAACUUUAGGUUCGCCAAGUAUUACAAAAAUGGCGACGGUGAAGAGAUGAGAACACUAAUCAAGGGGUACGGCAUCCGCUUCGAUAUCAUGGUGUUUGGAAAUGCUGGAAAAUUCAACAUUGUGCCAACACUCCUCAACAUAGGUGCUGGUCUGGGCCUGAUGGGGCUGGUGACCGUGGUGUGUGACUGGUUCGUCCUGUUUGUCAUGACAAAAAGACACCUUUACAGAGAGCACAAGUACUCCUACGUUGAUGACUAUGAGCUUGUGUCCAAUGAGGUCCCAUAGAAGUCUGAAGAUUUGAGGAUUUGACACACUGCAAAUGUUGAUACUACUAACACUUGAUUAAUUGCCUUGAACCUUUAUUUUUGUAUUUGAACGUAAAUUUUCCAAUAAAUAAACCUUAAAUUAAAACUGUCU
Messenger RNA from Colossoma macropomum (tambaqui), 1476 nucleotides. RefSeq names its product purinergic receptor P2X, ligand-gated ion channel, 4a (gene p2rx4a). The transcript is spliced from 12 exons. Gene Ontology annotation, cellular component: nuclear inner membrane; plasma membrane. The record is from RefSeq and is a predicted model, not a curated record. Lineage: Eukaryota; Metazoa; Chordata; Actinopteri; Characiformes; Serrasalmidae. Bases 175 to 1344 code for a protein of 389 amino acids. Gene Ontology annotation, molecular function: purinergic nucleotide receptor activity; extracellularly ATP-gated monoatomic cation channel activity; ATP binding. Gene Ontology annotation, biological process: monoatomic cation transmembrane transport; response to ATP.